AUGAGGGCCCUCCGGACAUUUCGCGCCGUGGCCCUGGAUUUGGAUGGCACCACGCUGAACAGCAGCCAUGCCUUGACACCGCGGACGCUGGCGGCCCUACGGAAGGUGGAGGCCACAGGAGUACAGGUGAUCCUGGCAACAGGCCGGCCUCUCAUCUCUGUGCAGGCCUACGUGGAGCAACUGGGCCUGCCUCGGCCAGUGCCAGCAGUGUGCUUCAACGGGGCCUGCGCAGCUCUGGUGGACGGCGCAGGGGAGAAGAUCUUGCUGUCCCGAGGCCUUAGCCGGUCAGCUGCAGAAAGCAUUCUGCAGAUCUGCGAUGACCGUGGCUGGUGCGCCAGCUACUGCCAGUCUCAUGGCUCCGCCGCAGCACCGAAGACCGAGGCGGAUGAUGGGUGGCUGAAGAAGUUUGAGGCCCUGGAAGGCAUGCAGCAGGCGCGGGUCGCAAGCCUUUGGGAAAUGCUGGACGAGCCGCCGCUGAAGGUCACGGCUCUGGCAGCAGACCCCCGGGGCCAAGCAGCUGAGGCGAGAAAGUUGCUGCCGCCUGGCGCUGCAAAUGUGGUGGCGGCGGAGAUGCACAUCGAGUUCCUGCCCGCAGAUGUGAACAAAGGUGACACACUGCAGCGACUCUGCAGCGAGCUAGGCAUGAAAGUCGACGAAGUGAUUGCAUUUGGCGACAACUUCAACGACAUGGAGAUGCUCUCGCUGGCUGGUGAGGGCGUCGCCAUGCAGAACGCCAAGGAGGAGUUGAAACAAGUGGCAAAUCGAGUGAGCCCUUGGACCAACGACCAGGAUGCGGUGGCUAGGGAGCUCGAGCUACUCCUUGAGCCCGAGUGA
This is a messenger RNA of Effrenium voratum, 834 nucleotides long. NCBI's taxonomy places the organism in Eukaryota, Dinophyceae, Suessiales, Symbiodiniaceae. The record is from the annotation of a GenBank genome assembly.